This is a messenger RNA of Sorex fumeus (smoky shrew), 1433 nucleotides long. It is a transcript of the gene ADAMDEC1, whose product is annotated as ADAM like decysin 1. Gene Ontology annotation, molecular function: metalloendopeptidase activity. Bases 1 to 1368 code for a protein of 455 amino acids. The transcript has 14 exons. Lineage: Eukaryota; Metazoa; Chordata; Mammalia; Eulipotyphla; Soricidae. Gene Ontology annotation, biological process: proteolysis. The record is from RefSeq and is a predicted model, not a curated record.
AUGCCUUUGAACCUGGUCUCUGUACUCUAUCUCAUCAUUCAAGCUCAAGCACUAAUCAUAGAGCAAACACCUGAAUCAGAGUACUAUGAAGUUGUUCAUCCCAAAAAACUACACAGUUUACACAAAAGGGAAUUGCAGAACAAAGUGAAAGAGAAAGAUCGCGAAGAGGAAAGAUAUGACUCUGAAAUUCAAUAUCAGAUUAAAAUAAAAGGAGAAGAUGUCAUUCUUUACCUACAAAAAACCAAGCAUCUUCUGGGACCUGACUACAGUGAAACAUAUUACUCCCCCACAGGAGAGGAAAUCACCACCAGUCCUCAGAAGGAACACUGCUACUAUGAAGGGCACAUCCUAAAUGAAAAGAAUUCUGUUGCCAGCAUUAGUACUUGUGAUGGGUUGAGAGGUUACUUCACACAUCACGAUCAAAAUUACAUGAUAAAGCCUUUGAAAAGAACAGAUGAAGAAGAACAUGCUGUCUUCACAAAUAAUUAUGAAGAGUUAAAUCCAGUUAAUCACACCUGUGGCAUGAGACAUGUGGGUAAAGAAUCUCUUAUUCGAUCUGCAAGAUCUCCCAUAAGCCCAGAACAAAAAGAAUUUCUUCAAGCUGACAAGUAUAUCAGUCUCUUUUUGGUGCUGGAUAAUGCCUUUUAUAAUAAUUUUAACAGAAAUGUAACUAGGAUAAGAAGCUUUAUCUUUGAAGUGAUGAACCUACUCAAUGUGAUUUAUAGAACCAUAAAUAUUCAAGUGGUCUUGGUAGGUAUGGAAAUAUGGUCGAAUGGUGAUAAGAUAGAGAUGUCAACCACGAAAAAUGAACUCUUUACCAAUUUCAAGAAUUGGCAUCGUUCCAGCUUUCGAAGUCAGAGGAUUCAUGACCACAUUCAGUUACUCAGUGGAAUUGACUUCAACAACCGACUAGUGGGAUUAGCAGCCUCCAACUCCAUGUGUUACUUAUCUUCAAUUGCUAUUAUUGAGGCUAAGAACAAGAACAGUGUGUCUCUAGUAGGAGUCAUGGCACAUGAACUGGGCCAUGUCCUUGGCAUGCCUGAUGUUCCUUAUAACACAAAAUGCCCUUCUGGUAGUUGUGUGAUGAGUCAGUAUCUGAGUUCAAAAUUCCCAAAGGAUUUUAGUACAAUCAGCCGCUCACGCUUUGAAAAAUACCUUUUAUCUCAUAAACCAAAGUGCCUGCUGCAAGCACCAAUUCCAAAAAAUAUAAUGACAGAACCAGUGUGUGGAAACAAACUUCUGGAAGUAGGAGAAGAGUGUGACUGUGGGUCUCUCAAGGAAUGCACCAGUCCUUGCUGUGAGGCUAAGACCUGUAAAUUAAAACCUGGAGCUGGCUGUGAAAACUCUCUCAACUAUAUCAAAGAAUGAAUAAAAAAUCUUCAGUGAAAAGCUACUUUGCCAAAGACAAGAAUCAAUAAUUCUACACAUGCCAG